Molecule: messenger RNA, 1526 nt
Organism: Branchiostoma belcheri (Belcher's lancelet)
Lineage: Eukaryota; Metazoa; Chordata; Leptocardii; Amphioxiformes; Branchiostomatidae
Product: putative box C/D snoRNA protein SPCC613.07
Exons: 11
Coding region: 54-1526 (490 amino acids)
Biological process (GO): box C/D snoRNP assembly; snoRNA localization; maturation of LSU-rRNA from tricistronic rRNA transcript (SSU-rRNA, 5.8S rRNA, LSU-rRNA)
Cellular component (GO): nucleus; pre-snoRNP complex
Source: RefSeq, a predicted model, not a curated record
AUCCUUCCAUUCCCCUUUGACCCAAAAUUUGGAAAGUGAAUGCACGUGGAAACAUGACUUCCGUACAAAACAGGAAGUGUGAGAGUUGUGGUGAGGACAUGCCUAAGUACAGGUGUCCCAGAUGUGACCGCCUCAGCUGCAGCUUGCCCUGUGUGAAGAAACAUAAGUCUGACCAUGGUUGUGAUGGGGUGAGAGACAAGACUGCGUAUGUGCCUGUCAAGGAGUUUACAGAGAGACACCUGCUCAGUGAUUACAGAUUUCUGGAGGAGGUGGACAGAAGAGUGGACAAUGCCAACAGGGAUGUACAAGCACACAAAAGGACUAACAACAAAUUUAUGAACCUGUUGAGAAGCAAGGCCCGCCAGUCGGGGGUCACCCUGAAACUGCUGCCGGCAGGUUUUACCAGACGGAGACAGAACACAACACAGUUCAACAGGAAGUUCCAGAUGAUGAACUGGAGAGUUGAGUGGAGUUUCCCCCAGUCAGAUCUAGAGGCCUUGUACUCUGACAAAUGGGUACCAGAAGACACAGUGUUGAAAACGGCUCUUGAGAAAUACGUGGAUCCAGAGAAGGCCAACCCAGUUGUAAGACUCAGACUCAAAGCCUACUGCAGUAGAGAGUUGUCCCACAUACAUCUACUGAUGAAAGUUGAGGAGAGAAGGGCCAACUCUGUCAGGUAUGAUGAGCUGGAUGCAGACAUGACACUGAAGGAGAACCUGAGGGGCAAAGUUGUUGUGGAGUUCCCCACAAUCCUGGUGGUGCUGAGAGAGCAGAUGCACAAGUACAAACUGGUGGGAGAGGAAGACACCCCAGUAGAGGACAGCUCAUCAACUUCUAGCUCUGACGAUGAAUCAGAUUCAGACUCUUCAUCCUCUUCUGAUUCAUCUGAUUCUGAAUCCAGCCAAUCAGAGGAGGGAAAUCUCAGUUCCCAUGGAAAUGGAAACUCAGCUGACCAAUCAGUGCAGCAGCCAUCAAACGAGUCCACAGGUGUGACCACCAAUCAGGAAAACAGCCUUAUUACAGAUGACCAAUCAGAGCUGCAGGCACCAGGUGGUGUGGGGUCCACAGAGGUGACCACCAAUCAGGAAACCAGCCUUAUUACAGAUGACCAAUCAGAGCUGCAGGCACCAAAAGAUAGUGUAGAGUCCACAGAGGUGACCAUCAAUCAGGAAACCAGUCCCGUUACAGAUGACCAAUCCAAGCUGCAGGCACCAGCACAUGGUGUCGGGUCCACAGAGGUGACCACCAAUCAGGAAACCAGUCCUGUUACAGAUGACCAAUCCAAGCUGCAGGCACCAGCACAUGGUGUCGGGUCCACAGAGGUGACCACCAAUCAGGAAACCAGUCCCGUUACAGAUGACCAAUCCAAGCUGCAGGCACCAGCACAUGGUGUCGGGUCCACAGAGGUGACCACCAAUCAGGAAACCAGUCCUGUUACAGAUGACCAAUCAGAGCUGCAGGCACCAAAAGUGGGUGUGGAGUCUACAGAGUUCAUGGUGAAAGUUAUCACAAAUCAUAACAGCUAA